GGUUAGGUGAUCAUAUAAACAAUCAUCUCUACACAAUGAAUCAUAUGCAUCCUGAGUUGUACCGAGCUGUCUGCGAUAAUAACCUUGUUGCCUUCAAGGAGCACGACUGGAUUACAGUCCGUGAUCAACUGACACCUGCAAAUAACACGGUGCUUCACCUUGCAUGCCAAACAGGGAGCCUAGCAUGUCUGAACGAGAUUCUGAGCAGAGCCGAUGAAUCACUAGUCUUGCAGGUCAACUCAAGAGGCGAUACUGCUCUUCACCUAGCCGCAAGAAAUGGACACUAUGAUGCGGUUACAGCACUCAUUAGUACCGUCAAGUCCUGGGUUCAAAACACAUCACCUACCCUCCUUCAAAAUCUGAUUAGAGCAGCUAAUCACUUGGAACUGGAGACGGCCUUGCACGCGGCAGUUCGAUACAAUCACAAGGAUGUGGUUGAACUGUUGGUAAAAGAAGAUCCGAGUUACUCGUAUCCUCAGAAUAAGCAUAAUGAAACUCCACUCUACUUGGCGGCGUUUAGGUGUUUAACGGAUGUGAUCAAAGUAAUUCUUAAUAAUUGUGAAUCGCUAACCUACGAAGGGCCAGAUGGAAGAACGGCUUUACAUGCUAGCUUGAUGAAUGCUGAGGGAUAUGAAUGCUCGAUACUUUUAGGGGAAAAGAACAAAGAUCUUAUAAAGUCGGCGGACAAUAACGGAUGGACGGCAUUGCAUUACGGGGCAAACAACAAUAAUUUUGUAUCCGUUAUAUACUUAUUGAAGGCAGAUCAAUCUGUGGCGUAUUUAACGGAUAAACAUAAGAGAACAGCUCUUCACAUAGCAGCAUACAAAGGAAGUGUAAGUGUGAUAAAUGCACUUGUAUUUACAGUGCCGGAUAUUUUGGAGACUGUAGACGAGAAUGGUCAGAAUUUUUUGCAUAUUGCCGUGAAGCAACGCCAGAAGUCCGUGCUUAAAUUCUUCUUCUCAAGUGAAGAAGUUAGUCGUUUGAGGAUUGAUUUUCUUAAUCAAAAAGAUAAAGAAGGGAACACCCCUCUUCACCUAAUUGCAAAAUUUGAAUGUUAUGUUCCGGAGCUUGAUGGUAGACACGACUGGAUUUGGAAAGCUGACUGGGAUGCAGUCGAUAACACGAAUUGGACUCCCGCAGAUGUGCUGCAAGGAAAAAAAAAUGGAACCCUGAUCGAUGAGGAGGCACUUAUUGGAGCAACACUUGAUAAAACCUACAACAGAUACCUUUUGACAGAGUGGAUUAAAGAUAAAGCAAUGGGAGGUGAAGAUGAAAGUGGUGACGUGGGAAGUGAAAAAUUCAACAAAGAAAUGGUGAACACCCAUAUGAUAGUGGCUGCCCUCAUAACAACAAUUGCCUUGACAGCAGGGUUUGCCAUGCCAGGUGGUUUCGACGGCAAUCAAGGUCCAAACCAAGGGUCUCCCCUGCUUAUACACAAGACGGCCUUUAAGACAUUUAUGGUAACAGAUGCAAUGGCUCUCCUAUUUUCACUUUCUUCGCUGUUUCUCUACUUCUUGACAUCACUGUACCAGAGGAUAUCAGUGGUAGAAUCCUUGCUUAUCGUCGCUAUAGCGUUCAAUAUUGUUUCGGUUGCAGCCAUGAUGCUAGCCUUCAUUGCAGGGACUUCUGCUGUAUUAUCUCACUCGUCGGGUCUCACCCUUACUGUUUGUAUCAUCUCUUCUUUAUUUCUUCUCCUGUUCUGUUCCGUAUGCUUUGUAUAUUUCAGGAAACUCGUAUAUGUGCUAAAGAUAGGUUUAAGAGCUUUGUAAUUAGUAGUGUUUGAUUCCAAGCUUUGUGAUGUAUUUGAUUUUUAUUUAUUGUGCACUGUUAAUUUAGCACACUGUUUCAUUUUA
Daucus carota subsp. sativus is the source of this 1853-nucleotide messenger RNA. RefSeq names its product ankyrin repeat-containing protein At5g02620-like. The transcript has 3 exons. Bases 36 to 1769 code for a protein of 577 amino acids. NCBI's taxonomy places the organism in Eukaryota, Viridiplantae, Streptophyta, Magnoliopsida, Apiales, Apiaceae. Gene Ontology annotation, molecular function: protein binding. The record is from RefSeq and is a predicted model, not a curated record. Gene Ontology annotation, cellular component: plasma membrane.